AUGUUUAAAAAAGCAGCAUCGGCCUUUCCACCCCCACUGACAUCUCCCCUUUUCUCCUCCACAGCCUUUUAUAACUACGACGCCCGGGGAGUGGACGAGCUUUCCUUACAGAUAGGAGACACCGUGCACAUCUUAGAAACGUAUGAAGGCUGGUACAGAGGUUACACCUUAAGAAAAAAGUCUAAGAAGGGUAUAUUUCCUGCCUCAUAUAUUCAUCUUAAAGAAGCAAUCGUUGAAGGAAGAGGGCAAGAUGAAACGGUCAUCCCCGGCGACCUGCCGCUCAUUCAGGAGGUCACCACGACGCUCCGGGAGUGGUCCACCAUCUGGCGGCAGCUCUACGUGCAAGACAACAGGGAGAUGUUCCGCAGCGUGCGGCACAUGAUCUACGACCUCAUCGAGUGGCGGUCGCAGAUCCUCUCCGGGACGCUGCCCCAGGACGAGCUCAAGGAGCUGAAGAAGAAGGUCACAGCCAAGAUCGACUAUGGAAACAGAAUUCUCGAUUUGGACUUGGUGGUGAGAGACGAGGAUGGGAACAUCUUGGAUCCGGAACUAACCAGCACCAUCAGCCUCUUCAGAGCUCAUGAAGUGGCGUCCAAACAAGUGGAGGAAAGGUUACAGGAAGAAAAGUCCCAGAAGCAGAACAUGGACAUCAGCCGGCAGGCGAAGUUCGCCGCCACCCCCUCCCUGGCCUUGUUCGUCAACCUCAAAAACGUGGUGUGCAAAAUCGGAGAGGAUGCCGAGGUGCUCAUGUCUCUCUAUGACCCCGUGGAGUCCAAGUUCAUCAGUGAGAACUACCUGGUUCGCUGGUCCAGCUCAGGAUUGCCUAAAGACAUAGACAGAUUACAUAACCUGCGGGCUGUUUUCACUGACCUCGGCAGCAAAGACCUGAAGAGGGAGAAAAUCAGCUUCGUCUGUCAGAUCGUCCGCGUGGGCCGCAUGGAGCUGAGGGACAACAACACGCGGAAGCUGACCUCGGGCCUGCGGCGGCCCUUCGGCGUGGCCGUGAUGGAUGUAACAGAUAUAAUAAAUGGAAAAGUAGACGACGAGGACAAACAGCAUUUCAUCCCCUUCCAGCCGCUCGCGUUGGACGACGCCAUUCGACACAAGCCGCUGAACGUGUCAUCCCGUUUUUCACCCAGGGUGGCAGGGGAGAAUGACUUCCUACAGACGGUUAUAAACAAAGUCAUUGCUGCCAAAGAAGUCAACCACAAGGGCCAAGGCCUGUGGGUCACUCUGAAGUUGCUCCCUGGAGACGUCCAUCAGAUCAGGAAGGAGUUUCCUCACUUAGUGGACAGGACCACGGCCGUGGCUCGGAAGACGGGGUUCCCCGAGAUCAUCAUGCCUGGUGAUGUUCGAAAUGACAUCUACGUGACAUUAGUCCAAGGAGAUUUCGAUAAAGGAAGCAAAACCACGGCGAAGAAUGUCGAGGUCACGGUGUCUGUUUACGAUGAAGACGGCAAGCGGCUGGAGCACGUCAUCUUCCCGGGCGCCGGCGACGGGGCCAUUUCCGAGUACAAGUCCGUCAUUUACUACCAGGUCAAGCAGCCGCGCUGGUUCGAGACCGUGAAGGUGGCCAUCCCCAUCGAGGACGUCAACCGCAGCCACCUCCGCUUCACCUUCCGACACCGCUCCUCGCAGGACUCCAAGGAUAAAUCCGAGAAAAUAUUUGCACUGGCGUUUGUGAAGCUGAUGAGAUACGACGGGACGACACUGAGGGAUGGCGAGCAUGACCUCAUCGUCUACAAGGCCGAGGCGAAGAAGCUGGAAGACGUGGCCACGUACCUGAGCCUGCCCUCCACGAAGGCGGAGCUGGAGGAGAAGGGCCACUCGGCCACGGGCAAGGGCAUGCAGAGCCUGGGCAGCUGCACCAUCAGCAAAGACUCCUUCCAGAUCAGCACCCUGGUCUGCUCCACGAAGCUCACCCAGAACGGUGAGUGUGGGCGGUGCGCCUCGCCAGACACCGUCUCCCCCGCCGACCCUGGCCCUGCUUCAGCCCUGCGCCAGGUGCGGUUGAACCAGGAGGCCACGGCUCCCGGCUGUCACGCUCUGUGCUGUGAUGGCGUCCCUUGUCGGGUGGACCUGCUGCAGAGACGCUGGGUGAACCCCCUGCGCCACAUGCGGGUGAACCAGGAGGCCACGGCUCCCGGCUGCCACGCUCUGAGCUGUGAUGGCGUCCCUUGUCGGGUGGACCUGCUGCAGAGACGCUGGUUCCUCCAGGACACCCUGGACGCGCUGUUCAACAUCAUGAUGGAGAACUCGGAGAGCGAGACCUUCGACACGCUCGUGUUUGAUGCUCUGGUGUUCAUCAUCGGACUCAUUGCCGAUAGGAAGUUCCAGCACUUCAACCCCGUGCUGGAAACCUACAUUAAGAAGCACUUCAGUGCGACGCUAGCCUACACGAAGCUGACGAAAGUGUUGCGGAACUACGUGGACAACGCCGAGAAGCCGGGAGUCAACGAGCAGCUGUACAAAGCGAUGAAGGCCCUGGAGUACAUCUUCAAGUUCAUCGUGUCCCGCGUGCUCUUCAACCAGCUCUACGAGAACAAGGGCGAGGCCGACUUCAUGGAGUCCCUCCUGCAGCUGUUCCGGUCCAUCAGCGCCAUGAUGAGCAGCAUGUCGGACCAGACCCUCAGGGUGAAGGGGGCAGCGCUGAAGUACCUGCCAACGAUCGUCAACGACGUGAAAUUGGUGUUUGAUCCCAAAGAGCUCAGCAAGAUGUUUACUGAUUUCAUCCUCAACGUUCCCGUGGGCUUGCUGACCAUCCAGAAGCUGUACUGCUUGAUCGAGAUCAUCCACAGUGACCUCUUCACACAGCACGACUGCAGGGAGCUCCUGCUGCCCAUGAUGACGGACCAGCUCAAGUACCACCUGGAGCGGCAGGAGGACCUGGAGGCCUGCUGCCAGCUGCUCAGCAACAUGCUGGAGGUGCUGUCCCGCAAGGACGUGGGCCCCACCCAGCGGCACGUGCAGCUCAUCAUGGAGCGGCUCCUCCGGACGGUGAACCGCACGGUCAUCUCCAUGGGCCGGGACUCGGAGCUCAUCGGAAACUUCGUGGCUUGCAUGACCGCGAUUUUGCGGCAGAUGGAAGAUUAUCAUUAUGCCCAUUUGAUCACGACUUUCGGGAAGAUGAGGACGGACGUGGUGGACUUCCUGAUGGAAACCUUCAUCAUGUUCAAGAACCUCAUUGGGAAGAACGUGUACCCGUUCGACUGGGUGAUCAUGAACAUGAUGCAGAACAAAGUCUUCCUGCGAGCGAUUAAUCAGUAUGCAGAUAUGCUGAACAAAAAAUUCCUGGAUCAAGCCAACUUCGAGCUGCAGCUCUGGAACAACUACUUCCACCUGGCGGUCGCGUUCCUCUCCCAGGAGUCCCUGCAGCUUGAGAACUUCUCAAGCGCCAAGAGAGUCAAGAUCCUGAACAAGUAUGGAGACAUGAGGAGACAGAUCGGCUUCGAGAUCAGGGACAUGUGGUACAACCUCGGUCAGCACAAGAUAAAGUUCAUUCCGGAAAUGGUCGGCCCCAUGUUGGAGAUGACGCUGAUCCCCGAGACGGAGCUGCGAAAGGCCACCAUCCCCAUCUUCUUCGACAUGAUGCAGUGUGAGUUCCACUCCACGCGCACCUUCCAGAUGUUCGAAAACGAGAUCAUCACCAAGCUGGACCACGAGGUGGAAGGCGGCCGCGGGGACGAGCAGUACAAAGUGCUCUUCGAUAAGAUCCUCCUGGAGCACUGCCGGAAGCACAAGUACCUGGCCAAGACGGGCGAGACGUUCGUGCGGCUGGUGGUGCGCCUGAUGGAGCGGCUGCUGGACUACAGGACCAUCAUGCACGACGAGAGCAAGGAGAACCGCAUGAGCUGCACCGUCAACGUGCUGAAUUUCUACAAAGAGAUUGAAAGAGAAGAAAUGUAUAUCAGGUACCUGUACAAACUGUGUGACCUGCACAAGGAGUGUGACAACUACACGGAGGCGGCGUACACCCUGCUGCUCCACGCGAAGCUGCUGAAGUGGUCGGAGGAUGUGUGCGUGGCCCACCUCACCCAGCGGGACGGGUACCAGGCGACGACGCAGGGGCAGCUGAAGGAGCAGCUGUACCAGGAGAUCAUCCACUACUUCGACAAGGGCAAGAUGUGGGAGGAGGCCAUCGCCCUGGGCAAGGAGCUGGCCGAACAGUACGAAAACGAAAUGUUUGAUUAUGAGCAGCUCAGCAAACUGCUGAAAAAACAAGCUCAGUUCUACGAAAACAUCGUCAAGGUGAUCAGACCCAAGCCGGACUACUUCGCUGUCGGCUACUACGGACAGGGAUUCCCCACGUUCCUGAGGGGCAAAGUUUUCAUCUACCGGGGGAAGGAGUACGAACGCCGGGAAGACUUUGAGGCUCGGCUCUUAACUCAGUUCCCAAACGCCGAGAAAAUGAAGACAACGUCCCCGCCCAGCGAGGAGAUCAAAAGCUCCCCCGGCCAGUAUAUCCAGUGCUUCACGGUGAAGCCCAAGCUGGACCUGCCCCCGAAAUUCCACAGGCCAGUCUCGGAGCAGAUCGUGAACUUUUACAGGGUGAACGAGGUCCAGCGAUUUGAAUAUUCUCGGCCGGUCCGAAAGGGAGAGAAAGACCCAGACAAUGAAUUUGCGAACAUGUGGAUCGAGAGGACCGUCUACACGACCGCGUACAAGCUGCCUGGAAUUCUCAGGUGGUUUGAGGUCAAGUCCGUUUUCAUGGUGGAGAUCAGCCCCCUGGAGAACGCCAUCGAGACCAUGCAGUUGACCAACGACAAGCUGGACAGCAUGGUGCAGCAGCACCUGGAGGACCCCAGCCUGCCCAUCAACCCCCUCUCCAUGUUCCUCACCGGCAUCGUGGACCCGGCCGUCAUGGGCGGCUUCACCAACUACGAAAAGGCCUUCUUCACGGAGCGGUACCUGCAGGAGCACCCGGAGGCGCACGAGAAGAUCGAGAAGCUCAAGGACCUGAUCGCGUGGCAGAUCCCGUUCCUGGCCGAAGGGAUCCGGAUUCACGGGGAGAAGAUCACCGAGGCCCUGCGGCCCUUCCACGAGCGCAUGGAGGCCUGCUUCCGGCAGCUGCGGGAGAAGGUGGAGAAGCAGUACGGCGUCCGGGCCAUGCCCUCCAGCCUGGAUGACCGGCGAGGCAGCCGCCCGCGGUCCAUGGUGCGGUCCUUCACCAUGCCCUCCUCGUCCCGGCCCCUGUCGGUGGCCUCGGUCUCCUCCCUGUCAUCGGACAGCACGCCCUCCAGGCCGGGCUCGGAUGGGUUCGCCCUGGAGCCCCUGCUGCCCAAGAAGAUGCACUCCCGGUCGCAGGACAAGCUGGACAAGGACGACCCCGACAAGGACAAGAAGGACAAGAAGAAGGAGAAGCGGAACAGCAAACACCAGGAGAUAUUCGACAAGGAGCUGAGGCCCGUGGACGCGGCCCCGCAGGGGUCUGAGGCCGUGAUCCUGUCCGAGACGAUAAGCCCCCUGCGGCCCCAGAGGCCGAAGAGCCAGGUGAUCAACGCCAUCGGGAGCGAGCGGCGCUUCUCCGUGUCCCCGACGUCACCCACCGCCCAGCAGACGCCCCCGCCGGUCAUGCCCCGGACCAAGCUCAGCUUCAGCCUGCAGUCCAGUUUGGAGCUGAACGGCAUGACCGGGAUGGACGUGGCCGAGGUCCCGCCCCCUCUGCCCCUGAAGGGCAGCAUGGCGGAUUAUGGGAACCUGAUGGACAGCCAGGACCUGCUGGGCUCGCCCCCGCCCCCGCCGCCCCCUCCUCACCACAGGCACCUGCCGCCCCCGCUGCCCAGCAAGACCCCGCCCCCGCCGCCCCCGAAGACCACGCGCAAGCAGACGUCCGUGGACUCCGGGAUCGUGCAGUGAGCGAGCCGUCCCCCCUCGUCCCCUCUGUCUGGCGUUUACCUCAUCGGACCCGUGAUGUCUGACACUCGGGGCAGAUGCUCCUCCUUAAAAUGAGUUUGUUCUCAGCCGUGGGAUGCGCAGCCCUUCGGAGUGGGGAGCGAGGUGGACGCAGGCCGGGGCAUCCUGGGCGUGUGUCCACAUCGGGGGCUGCCGAUGGGCCUCCCUGAGAGCCCAAGUCUUGCCCCAAAGCCCUUCCUUUCGGUGCCAAAUGACACCUGAGCAGGAGCAGGUGGAGCUGACCUGAGCGCGGCCGGGUUAGCCCAUCGGCCUGAGAACCGCGAGCGCUGGGCGUCGGGCGUCACGCCUUCUCCUCGGCCAGACCCAGCUUCCCCCCGGGAUGGGGUGCAGCCCUCCUCCCUCCGCGCUGCGGCUCACGGGGACCUUGGCUGGUUGGACGUAUCCUCUUCCACCGACAUCGUAACAUCAACCCUUUCCGGAGUUCCUGGUCGCCUUUGGGAUAAUUUAAAAUAGGAUAUUUCUCAGCUACUGAACAGCUACUAAUUUAUGGAGUGGAAACACGCUUACAAAUCCUGGAUCAAGUGGAAAAAUAACUCUGAGUAUAGGAAGAUCCGUUUUCUUUCUCUUUUUAAAUAAAGAAUGGGUGAGCCCCGGGAGGUGGCCGAACGGGGUGAAUUCUCGUCCUCUGUACAGACUGUGUACAUACGAUGGCUCUCGGGGCUCGUCUUCGUCUCUGUGGGCCUCGCGUUUAUUGGAACAGGUGUCCGCAGGCGUUCUCCACGUGGGCUCUUCAUUUUUAGUUCCUGGAAAUGUAAAAAAAAUAAAUAAACAGUCCACGUGAAGUUCUGUCGUUGUUUUUUCAAAGCUCCAAUGUCCUGAAAAUGUCGCUGAAUGAUGAUUUUGAAAAAAAACAAAACAAAAACUAACUUUGUGUAACCUAAUAUUUUUAUUCUGUCAUCUAUAUUUUUUUAUUCACUGUAAUCAUGAUACCCUUCUAGUAGGCUCCAGAGUUAAUCACUGACAAUGGAAAAUAAAAUGUUAUUUUAAAAGA
Molecule: messenger RNA, 6904 nt
Organism: Myotis brandtii (Brandt's bat)
Lineage: Eukaryota; Metazoa; Chordata; Mammalia; Chiroptera; Vespertilionidae
Gene: DOCK1
Product: dedicator of cytokinesis 1
Exons: 52
Coding region: 1-5856 (1951 amino acids)
Biological process (GO): cell migration; small GTPase-mediated signal transduction
Cellular component (GO): plasma membrane; cytoplasm
Molecular function (GO): small GTPase binding; guanyl-nucleotide exchange factor activity
Source: RefSeq, a predicted model, not a curated record